Hibiscus syriacus is the source of this 3894-nucleotide messenger RNA. RefSeq names its product TMV resistance protein N-like. The coding region runs from base 130 to 3801 and encodes 1223 amino acids. Gene Ontology annotation, biological process: defense response; signal transduction. Gene Ontology annotation, molecular function: protein binding; ADP binding. The record is from RefSeq and is a predicted model, not a curated record. NCBI's taxonomy places the organism in Eukaryota, Viridiplantae, Streptophyta, Magnoliopsida, Malvales, Malvaceae. The transcript is spliced from 6 exons.
UCUGUCUUCAUUUCUCUUUACUGAUCCUCAUAUAUUUCGAUUCUUUCUAGUUCAUCUCUGGGUAUUGAGCGAUCUGUUCUCUGAUUUCCAACGCCAGAUUGACAUUCCUUUUUCCUCUCAAACUUCCUCAUGUUGUCUUUACCUUCAACCUCCUCGUCUUUUUCUAGAAAGAAAUACGAUGUUUUCUUGAGUUUUAGAGGUGAAGAUACCCGCAAGAGCUUCACAGAUCAUCUCUAUGAUGCUCUGAAACGGAGAGGAAUCGUCACUUUCAGGGAUGAUCCGAAGCUGGAGGCCGGCGAAGAGAUCGCACCGGAACUCUUUAACGCAAUUCAACAAUCAUGGUGCUCGGUAAUCGUUUUCUCUGAAACCUAUGCCUUUUCAGGUUGGUGCUUGGAGGAGCUUGCUGAGAUUGUUGAACAAAAAAAGAAUGGUCAUAAAGUAUUUCCAAUUUUCUACGAUGUGGAUCCGUCUGAUUUAAGAAAACAGAAAGGGGAAGUUGAAAAAGCCUUCGUCGGACACGAAGAGAGAUACAAGGAAGACAUAGAAAAGAUUCGAAAGUGGCGAAAUGCUUUGACUCAAGUGGCUAACAUCAAGGGAUGGCAUUUAAAUAACAGGCAUGAAUCUGAAUUUAUUGGAGACAUCGUUACGAAAAUAUCAGCAAAAUUAUGUCAAUCAUACCCUGUUAUUCAUGAUGAGCUGGUCGGAAUUAGUUCAUCCUUAGAGGAAUUGCAUUGCAAAAUAGAGAUAGGAGAAGAUGAUGUCCGCAUUAUUGGAAUUUGCGGAAUGGGCGGCAUUGGAAAAACAACUCUCGCUAGAGUUGUUUACGACCAAAUGUCAUCUCAUUUUGAAGGCAAAAGCUUUCUUGCUGAUGUUCGAGAAGUUUCUCAGAAACAUGGACUUGUUUCUUUACAGAAGCAACUUCUUACUCAAACCUUAUUUGAAGGAGGUCUUGAUAUAUUCGAUGUUGAAGAAGGAAAAGCCAUCAUCAGUUAUAGAUUGUCUCACAAGAAGGUUCUUGUUGUUAUUGAUGAUGCUGAUAACAUGCAACACUUGAAAUGCUUGGUUGGAAGGCGUGACUGGUUUGGCUCAGGGAGCAGAAUCAUUGUAACAACAAGAGACGAGCAUUUGCUCCGAUCUUACCGAGUUGACGAUGUGUAUAAGCCUACAACAUUGAAUGGCGAUGAUGCAUUUCAUCUUUUCAAUUUGAAAGCUUUCGGUAGUGAUACAGUGACCGAAUAUGAUUUCAUUGAGCUUUCUAAAGAUGUUGUACGUUAUGCUGGUGGUCUCCCUUUAGCUCUUGAAGUUUUGGGUUCUUUUCUGUGUGGAAGAGAUGCAACUCAAUGGAGAAGUGCGAUCGAAAGACUUAAACGAGAUUCCAACACUGAAAUUCUUGAAAAACUUCGAAUCAGCUUCGAUGGAUUGGAAGAAAGGGAGAAGAACAUAUUUCUAGACAUAGCAUGCUUCUUCAAUCGGGAGAAGAAAGAUUUUGUAAUGAAAGUAUUGGAUGGUUGUGAGUUUUUCCCAGAUAUUGGUAUCGAUGUUCUCAUUAAGAAAUCUCUCCUAAAAAUCGACGAAGACAAACAAUAUUUGUGGAUGCAUGACUUGUUGCAAGAAAUGGGAAGAAAGAUUGUUAGGGAAAAAUCUCUGAAUGAUCCUGGAAAACGUUGCAGAUUGUGGGAGGAAAGUGAUGUUCAUCAUGUGCUAACAGAAAAUACGGCUACGGAAGUCAUUGAAGCCAUGAUCAUCAGUGAAUCGAACAAGAUGCUCAAUUUGAGUGCCGAUACCUUCUCCAAGAUGAAAAACUUGAGAUUGCUUAAAGUCUGUUGCCCCUCAAAGUGUGAUGAUCUCGAUUAUGUUUCUAAUAAGCUACGGCUUUUAGAUUGGAGAGCAUAUCCUUUAAGAUCCUUGCCUUCAGGCUUCCAACCAGACAAUCUUGUUGCUCUUCUCUUACCAAACAGUUGCAUUGAAAACCUAUGGAAGGGGAAAAUACCUCUGUAUAAGUUGAAAGUGCUCAACCUCGAAGGGUCCGAAAACCUGAUCAAGACACCAGACUUCACGAUGGCCCCAAAUCUUGAAAUUUUGGUUUUGGAAGGUUGUACAAACAUAGUGGAUGUCCAUCCAUCCAUCGGAAUUCUUAAGAGGCUUAAACUUUUGAAUUUAGGAGGCUGCAAAAGUCUUAGGAAUCUUCCACCCAAAAUCGGAAUGGAAUCUCUUGAAACAUUCAUUCUUUCAGGCUGCUCAAAUCUUCUAAGGUUUCCAGAGAUUGAUGGGAAAAUGGAAUGUCUGAGAACUCUUAAUCUUUCUGGUUGUUGUAAAGUUGGACAUUUGCCAGAGAAUUUGCAGCACAUAGAAUUUUUGGAGGAGCUUGACUUAAGUGGAACAGCCCUAACAGAACCACCAUCCUUCAUUUUUCAAUUUAAAAACCUUAAAGUUCUGUCUUUCACUGGGUUCAAGGGACCGGCUUCUAAGCUACGACAGAACCUGGCUUCUUUUUUCAAUGUAAUGCCGAGAAGGACAAGUUCCAUUGCUCUGAUGUUACAUUCACUGUCUGGUUUGAGUUCAUUAACAAAGCUGAAACUAAGGGACUGCAAUCUCUGUGAAGGAGAUAUUCCUAUUGAUAUUUCUUGUCUAUCCUCUUUGAUAAAACUUGAUCUUGGUGGUAACAAUUUCAGCAGUAUACCUCCGCCCAUUACUCUACUUCCCAAGCUUCGAUAUCUUAAAUUGUCAAAUUGCGGCAUGAGCAAUCUUGGUGAAGGAGAUAUUCCUUGUGAUAUUUCUUGUCUAUCCUCUUUGGAAUAUCUUACUCUUAGUGGUAACAAUUUCAUCAACAUACCUCCGUACCUGACUCGACUUUCCAAACUUUUUCGUCUUAGAUUAUCAAAUUGCAAGAAACUUAAAUCUUUGCCGGAGUUCGUAACAAGUAUAGGAUCUGUGCGGAUAGAUGCUUGUGAUUCACUUGAAGUUUGUAACGCAGUGGGUCGGGAUUUGCUUCAAGCUCUUAACUGCUACCAAUUGGCCAAGAACAACAGUGCAUUGAAGUUGUUGAAAGAACACAUAAAGGUAUCUGCAAAUGCAACAGCUGAAUAUGACAUUAUUAUACCUGGAAGUGAAAUUCCUGAAUGGUUCAGCCAACAGAGAUGUGGAUCUUCCAUUAAAAUAUCUCUACCUCUUAAUAUUCGGAACGAUAGUCAAUGGAUGGGAGUUGCUUCGUGCUGUAUUUUUUCCAGAAAUGAUGCUUCGACGGAUGUGAGAAUCCGGUGCGCCGCCGUUAUCGAUUGUAAAAAUCCUAGACAAAACUUUUAUGAUGACUCUAUUUUCCGUGGUAGAAAUCCUCAAGAUUUCUCGGGGACUGGAUGGUAUUUGGGUGAAAAUUUUAAGCAUCCCAUGAAGGACCAUUUCUUUCUUCGAUAUUGGCCACGUGACCAAUUAUAUCCAUUUCCUUUGGAUGAUGAACGUGAAAUCCAGAAUUUAUCGACAACAAAUAGCUCAAAUCUGAAAUGCGAUGAACUCGAGGUGUUUUUCUGCCGUUUCAAAGAAGCAAAGGUGAAGAAGUGUGGUGUUAGAUUAGUGUAUGAGAAAGAUUUGGAAGAGAUGGAACAACCAAAAGAGCAGCAUACAGCUCAAUCGUGCUCUGCAAAAUCUGAAGACAACUCUGCUGCUGCUGAUGGAUCAACAGGCAGCAGUUCCCUUGUAAAGCGAAAACGUAAUAUCCACGAGGGCACGGAGGAAGGGCCACAACCAAAAAGGAUGGAAAAGAUUCUCAAUCUUAUAAUGGGCAGACCAGAGAAGAAGCAUUCAUGAAUUGAGGUAAACCACUUCACUCGCCUUGUUCUAUUCCUUUCUUCAGUUCAUUUGGGAUAUCUUUACUCCAUAUUUGUUUUGAUAUGAAUAUUA